AUGCAAACACUCCACCUUGCCAUCAUUGCUGUCUUGUUAAUGACCUUGGCCGUCAUCUCUCAUGGCCAAAACUCCAAGAUUAACAUAAAGACUCCAAAGUAUACUUGCUGUAUGCCUCGUGCUCACACUGUCCACGCCAAAGUCACUAGAAUGGGACUUUCCAACUGUAAUCCAUCAAAUGGUGAUUGUCACUUUGAUGGAAUGAAGAUUAUUCGUGAAAAACACAUGCCAGAUUUCUUCCAUCGUCGUUAUCGUUUAGAUUUACAAAUUGAAGUGAAUGGAAAGGUGGUGAGUGAUGAAACUACAUUAGGUUUCAUGGAUACUUAUCCAUCUAACUUUGGUGUGGAAUAUGUUUUUAACAAAACUACUUGUUCCUGUAAACAAUUGACUAGACAAGCUGCUUACUUGAUGGUUUCAUGUGUUGAUGCUGAUUAUCAAUUGGAAGGACAUGUUGAUAUCGGAAUUAAGAGUGAAGAUCAUAUUAAAUCCCAGAAAUUCGUUCGUACAAAGCAAUUGCACUCCAAUACUACACAAAUUGAUGUGAUGGUCGUUCAACCAGUUCAAACUAAACCCCAACCACUUCCAUAUCCAGAUCCAUAUCCAUCAGAUUAUAAUUGUGCUAUUGUUUAUUCCGAUACUAGAAUUGAAAGUAGAGACACCAAAGGUCAAUUGAAUAAUUUGGAAACUAUUUCAAGUGAAUGUUGGGACUUUUUGCCUUUUAACACUGAUAGUGAUUAUGUGCUUCCAUCUUAUUGUCCAAAAUGUCAUUAA
Messenger RNA from Naegleria gruberi, 771 nucleotides. RefSeq lists its product as uncharacterized. The transcript has a single exon. NCBI's taxonomy places the organism in Eukaryota, Heterolobosea, Eutetramitea, Acrasida, Naegleriidae. The record is from RefSeq and is a predicted model, not a curated record. The coding region runs from base 1 to 771 and encodes 256 amino acids.